UGAAACCCAAACUUUUGAACGGUAGGUUGUGUGUGUGUAUGUUUUCCAGUUUGCACACAGUACAGUAUUUUGCAGCACUCAACCCGGUGGGACCUCCUUUUGUGAAUGCAUAUAAUAAGUCAGGCUUGCCAUAAUGUCCUUUGACUAUCUGCCUUAGGAUAACUGAAUAUCUGACGUGUGAGCCGAGUUCACAUAAGCAGACAUGCUGGAUGGGGCUCAGUUCGUUGAGGCAUUGUCACGGUUGGGUUACCCACGGGCGUCUGUGCUGAAAGGUUCUGAAUUUGACUGGUUAUUUGACACCGCACCAGAAAACCUGCACCUUUUACGUGUCGUCUGCAACCGCCUAAACCGCAACAAUGUUCUAACGCCAGAAGAAUUGCAAGCAUACAAGGCACUCCGGGAGUCUGGUAAGCUCAACUUGGAUGAGGCAACUCUGGCUGAGCUGCUUAAAACCUGCUUGCCCGUGGAUGGAGGUGUAGGGUCACAGGGCGGUUCUGCGCUGGGUGGAGAGGGAAAUGUGACAAUUGAGGACCUCGAGACAGAACUUCAAGCUCUCCGAGAGGAAAAGCAGCUAAAACAACGCAGACUCAACAAGCUGCAGAUGCUAGCUACCAACUGGGGUGCGAACUCCUCUGCAUCCCAAGCACUGCUGCAGGAAGGAGGCAAUGUGGUAAAAGAUGCCAACUCUGCCUUGGCAGCUGAAAAUGCAUGCACCAACUCAGCAGUAGAGAACGUAUCAAAGGAGACCACCAAACUGGCUGGCUUUUUCCAAACCCGCCCUCAUUUCCUUGGGAGUAAAGAUGGAGCCGCUCCACCUUUAGUUCCUCAAUCAGGAACCCCAGUACUCCCCUCUCAGUUGUCUCUAGAGCCGUUCCUCCAGCAACAGGAGCAAUUCACCAAAGCGUUGGCUGCCUACACUCAGCGUCAGUUCUUUCAGGGCAUCUCGGACAUGAUGGAGAGCUCCACAUUCAAUCGCUGCCAGCUGACAAAUCUGAGCUGCUGCAGUGAGAAUGAGGAAGAAGAGAAUGAUGGACUAGUGGAGCUCAGGAGGAAAGAGAUGGCACAACUCCAGUGGGCAUAUAUAGUGGCACAGUACCAGCUGGUGAAAGAGAGGGCAGAGGAGUGUGGUGACAAAGCAGCAAAAGAGUGGCUCAUCCAGCAAAUGAAAAGCAGCACAGAGUCUCUGUGCUACUCACAUGUGAGCAGGCUUGAGCCUGAUCUACGGUCUGAGAUCCUCUCAAUUCAGUCUGAAAUUCAGUCUCUAAUGUUAGACCCUGUCCGCUCCGCAUUACGAGACUGUGCCCGCCUCCUUAACAUCCCCGUGGUGCGUGGUGACCUCACUCUUCAAGUAGCCAGGCAAAAUUACUACACCUCCAGACAGAGCGAAGUUCGCAACCAGCUUCUCAGUCAGAAGGCCUUCUUCGAACUUGUGCGUCUGGCCCAGGAUGCUGAGCUCCUUAGGGGGAAGAGGGUGAUGGAGCAACUUGAUGAAAUGGUGAAGAGGCUAGAGGGGGCAGCAGAAGCUGCUACUCAGAGAGAAAACACUCUGACACAAACUCACUUGACUCAAGUCCCCUACCUUGGUCCUAAUGCUAAACAACAGAUCAUGAGCUCCAAAGACACAGCCUUUAGCAGGUUGCUGCAGAUGCUCGAGAUGGGUAAGUCCUCAAUGGAAAGAGAGGAUCCAUUCCAAACCUACGAUAGGCUGGAAACAGCAGCCUCCAACCUACAGGAGAAUCUGGUCAAUGUACAAGAGGCUUUGGAUGGGGCCAGACGAGAGCAAGCCUUUACUGGAGCUCGUUUAGAAAGUGACCGAGAUGCGCUCGACCAAGUGGCGUACUCGGACAUUGUGCAGCCUCUCCUGAGGCCGCAGGUAUGUGCUACAGCCAAAUCUGCACUGGAGCUCUGCCCUCAUGCACAGGAGCUCACAAUUGUUCUAGAUGAGCUGGAGGUCAAGCAAAAGACCUUGUACGCACUUCUUCAGGAUAUAGUUGGAGACUUGAAGGCCAAACGAGGGAGACUUGAACGCAGUGCCUCCCUGAGGAGAGAGAGGGAACUCUAUGUCUAUUUCCAUCUGGAUCCAAGACUGCUCAGUAGAGCAGUGAGAGAUAUAGAGGCUAGAGCAGGAAUGUAGAAUCAGAUCUCCUUUGUCUUCACCAGCCAACAUAUACAGAGGUCCCUGCUGCAAAAAUAUGUCUGACUGAGAAAUGAAUGUUAGAUGGAGAUUAGGACAUGGACCAUUGUUGCUUUUAUGUUGUCAGCUCC
Messenger RNA from Rhinichthys klamathensis goyatoka, 2265 nucleotides. It is a transcript of the gene haus3, whose product is annotated as HAUS augmin-like complex, subunit 3. Gene Ontology annotation, cellular component: centrosome; mitotic spindle; HAUS complex. The transcript is spliced from 4 exons. The coding region runs from base 203 to 2134 and encodes 643 amino acids. NCBI's taxonomy places the organism in Eukaryota, Metazoa, Chordata, Actinopteri, Cypriniformes, Leuciscidae. The record is from RefSeq and is a predicted model, not a curated record. Gene Ontology annotation, biological process: spindle assembly; centrosome cycle.